Molecule: messenger RNA, 879 nt
Organism: Penicillium expansum
Lineage: Eukaryota; Fungi; Ascomycota; Eurotiomycetes; Eurotiales; Aspergillaceae
Product: alpha/beta fold hydrolase
Exons: 1
Coding region: 1-879 (292 amino acids)
Source: RefSeq, a predicted model, not a curated record
AUGAUUUUCUCUUCGAGCCUUUUGCUCGCUUUCAUGGCGACUUGUGCACAUGCUCUACCCGUGUUCACCCAACCACUCACCAACUACAAAUGGCCUACUCAGUUUGUCCGGAGUGGUGAGGCAAACAUCCAAGUUCUUGUCCAAGGCGCAGGUCCCGCAGUUGUGAUCAUCCCAUCGUACGGGCGAGACGGAGGUGACGAUUACAACUACUUCAGCAACUCCCUCGUAGAUGCAGGGUACCUUGUGUUGCGACCUCAACCAAGGGGUACCUUUGAGUCUACGGGCCCGAUCACCAAUGUCACACUCGAAGACCUGGCGGCCGAUAUUGCAGCUGUGAUCGAUACACUGGGCGGAGGCCAAGCUAUAGUGAUCGGUCAUGCAUUUGGUACCUUCCUAGCCAAAGUGAGCUCCGUGCUCUACCCGGAAAAAAUACCUGCAAUUGUGGUAGCUGCCCCAGGUGGCAUCGAUCUCCCGACUGAUAUCGCCAAAAUGCCCUUUAUCACUGGCAACACCUCUUUGCCUAUCUCUGAAAGACUCAAAGCUCUCCAGACAGCCUUCUUUGCGCCCAAUCACGAUGCUCAUAUCUGGCUCGAUGGAUGGUACCCGGAUGUUCUUGCCAUGGAGCACGCCGCUGUGCAAGCUUAUGGUAGCUUGGCAUCGCAUUGGGGUGGUGCCGAUACUACACAGGUCCUCGAGUUGAUUCCUGCGGAUGACCCCUUCCAACCAAAGGCUCAAUGGAAUGUGACAAUGGACCUGUAUCCGAAUAGAGCGACUUCUAAAGUUAUUGCCGAUGCGUCGCAUGCGCUGUUCCCUGAGCAGGGAAAGGCCGUUUUUGAGGCUGUUUUGCCGUGGUUGAACCAACAGAGCUCGCACAUUUGA